Molecule: messenger RNA, 648 nt
Organism: Populus nigra (black poplar)
Lineage: Eukaryota; Viridiplantae; Streptophyta; Magnoliopsida; Malpighiales; Salicaceae
Product: mediator of RNA polymerase II transcription subunit 15a-like
Exons: 6
Coding region: 112-498 (128 amino acids)
Biological process (GO): regulation of DNA-templated transcription
Molecular function (GO): chromatin DNA binding; transcription coactivator activity
Source: RefSeq, a predicted model, not a curated record
CUCUCUCCCUCCCUCCCUCCUCCGCCUCUCGGAAACCGCCGCCGCCAAGAAGGCUUCAGAUUUCUGCCAGGGUCUAUUCUAACGUGCAAUAUUAUUUAUUUAUUUAUUGUCAUGAUAGAAGUGAUUUUUUUGGUUGGCCAAAACCCCAUGGAUGCCAAUAAUUGGAGGCCCACUGCCCCAGGCGGAGAACCUGUCAUUGACAUGGGUGAUUGGAGAAUUCAAUUGCAGCCUGACUCACGGAAAAGAAUAGUCGACAAAAUACUAGAGAUAUUAAAGAGGCAUCUUCCGUUUUCUAGUCAAGAGGGAUUACAAGAACUCAAGAAAAUUGCUGUACGGUUUGAGGAAAAGAUUUAUAGUGCCGCCACCAAUCAGUCUGAUUAUCUGCGUAAAAUAUCUCUGAAGAUGCUUACAAUGGAGACCAGGUCUCAAAAUACCAUACCCACUGGCAAUGGUAAUGCAGGAAUAUCUGCAGAUGGCCAUUCCCAAAGCGAAAACUAAUCUUCCCUAGAAUUACAAAGUGCCAUUUCUACAGUGAGACACUGAGCAGUGAAAUUGUGUUUUGUUUUGGUUGUUUUGUUGCUGAUAACUAGAUAUUUUAAAUCAUUUUCCUGUACUUUUCCAUUAUGCAAUAAUCUGGUCCCUUCAUUA